AUGGGCCGGGGGUCCAUGGGAGGAGGGGGCAAAUUCAGCCUGGAGGAGCUCUACGGCCUGAACAAGAAGAGCAAAAUGCGCGGUGGUGGGGACUCCGGCCAGCGCCGAAGCCCCAAGAGACAGGGGGUCCCUCUGGGCCCGGAUGGGGAGGCCCUGAAUUGUCCCCAGGGAGUGGAGGCCACCAGGUGUUGCCUGGAGAAACGGCGGAUGGAGAGCUACCUGAUGGAAGCCGGGAUGUUGGUGGAGGAAGCCGAGAGGAGCCAAACCAGCAUGAGACACAGGAACCUUGGAAAGUCCGGUCUGCGCGUCUCCUGUGUGGGCCUUGGUACGUGGGUGACGUUUGGAUCCCAGAUCUCUGAUGAGGUGGCUGAAAACGUGCUCACCAUUGCUUACGAAAACGGGGUCAACCUCUUCGACACAGCCGAAGUCUACGCUUCUGGCAAAGCAGAAAAAACUUUGGGGAAUAUCUUGAAGAGCAAAGGAUGGAGGCGUUCCAGCUACGUGGUCACCACCAAAAUUUACUGGGGAGGCCAGGCCGAGACCGAAAGGGGCUUAUCCCGGAAACACAUCAUUGAGGGGCUGAAAGGGUCCCUGCAGAGACUCCAGCUGGGAUACGUGGACAUCGUCUUCGCUAACCGGAUGGACGCUAACAGCCCCAUGGAAGAGAUCGUCCGAGCCAUGACUUACGUCAUCAACCAAGGCAUGGCCAUGUACUGGGGGACUUCGCGCUGGAGUGCGAUGGAGAUUAUGGAAGCUUACUCGGUAGCCCGGCAGUUCAACCUCAUCCCACCCGUGUGCGAACAGGCUGAAUAUCAUAUGUUCCAGAGGGAAAAAGUGGAGUCGCAGUUGCCAGAGUUGUAUCACAAGAUAGGUGUGGGAGCCAUAACUUGGUCUCCGCUGGCAUGUGGACUCAUCACGGGAAAAUAUGAGGAUCGCGUGCCAGACAACUGCCGGGCUGCCAUGAAGGGCUACCAGUGGCUGAAGGAGAAGCUGCAGAGUGAAGAUGGGAAGAAGCAGCAAAGCAAAGUGAAAGCGUUGCAGCCCAUCGCCGAACGCCUGGGAUGCACCGUGGCGCAGCUGGCCAUUGCCUGGUGUCUCCGCUCGGAAGGGGUCAGUUCCGUGCUUCUGGGGGUCUCUAGCACCGAGCAGCUCAUUGAGAACCUGGGAUCCAUUCAGGUCCUGACCCAGCUGACCCCUCAAGUCAUCCAAGAAAUUGACGCAGUCCUGGGGAACAAACCCAACGCCAAGAAGGAGUCCCGGGCAUAGGAGG
Molecule: messenger RNA, 1270 nt
Organism: Notechis scutatus (mainland tiger snake)
Lineage: Eukaryota; Metazoa; Chordata; Lepidosauria; Squamata; Elapidae
Source: RefSeq, a predicted model, not a curated record